Messenger RNA from Hyla sarda, 2380 nucleotides. It is a transcript of the gene ADRA1D, whose product is annotated as adrenoceptor alpha 1D. Bases 820 to 2316 code for a protein of 498 amino acids. Gene Ontology annotation, cellular component: membrane. Lineage: Eukaryota; Metazoa; Chordata; Amphibia; Anura; Hylidae. The record is from RefSeq and is a predicted model, not a curated record. Gene Ontology annotation, molecular function: alpha1-adrenergic receptor activity. The transcript is spliced from 2 exons. Gene Ontology annotation, biological process: positive regulation of cytosolic calcium ion concentration; adenylate cyclase-activating adrenergic receptor signaling pathway; phospholipase C-activating G protein-coupled receptor signaling pathway.
UACGGGAACCAUAUUGUAAAAAUGUGGUGUGAAUGCAGCCUUAGAGCCGGAGAUUGCCGAUAAUACUGAUCAGUGCUAUGCCUAUGGGCUUGGUCCUUAAAGGGUUAAAGGGUAUCAAAUGUUGUCGUUUACAAACCGAAAACAGUUGCAAAACAUAAGGUAUAAACAUAUACAAAAAGCAUCAACUUUGAUUCCUAACAAAGUAGCAAUAAAGCAAGCCCGCUGCUGACCUCUACAGGUGACUGUGCAGAAUGCAAGAGCCAUUCAGAUGACUGUGAGAACAGCAUCAAAUGAAGAGAGGGAGGAGACCUGGCUGCCCAAGUGAAUGAAUUGCAGCCCUGGGAGGCUUCCUGAUCCCUGCAAUGUGAGUUUCUCCAAAGCUUCUCCAAGCUGCUGAGCCCAUGUAGUGCCCUGAGCUGCUGCCAUGGAGAGUGGAGUCAGCUAGGUGGCACAGGGAGCAGCAGGUCAUGCAGGGUUCCUGGACCCCUUUUGGGGGAUUAGAGCAUCUUUAGGCAGACACUGGGGAGGAGCUGCUGCAAUCCCCACCACUGCUGCUGUUGUUGACUGAGACAAGUAGCUGCUUCAGACACAAUGUCAUGCAUGGGAGGUGCAACACACUGCAAAACUUUCUCACGAGUUCCUGCUCCUCACGCCUCCUGAAUCCAAGCCUGUCAAGGCAGAAGAAGGGCUGGGACUUGUGGUACCAUGCAAUGAAGGGACUUUGUGGAGAUGUCUUGGACAGGACACCAUGCCUGAGCUUUCUUCUGCCAAGUGUUUGAGACCUGGAUCCUUCUUACAUGGAGAGGAGACUGAGUUAACAUGACUUUAUUCACCAAUGAAAGCUUGUGGAACCGAUCAGGACAGCAGGACCACCUGCUGAGGGGCAAUGGCACUGCCAAUAGGACCUCACUGGUGGAGGGCUUGGACAUGCAGGCGAUCAGUGUUGGCAUCGUCUUGGCUGCUUUUAUCUUGUUCGCCAUUGUGGGCAACAUCUUGGUCAUCUUGUCAGUGGCAUGCAACAGGCAGCUCCAGACUGUGACCAACUACUUCAUCAUCAACCUGGCCAUAGCUGACCUCCUGCUCAGCACCACUGUGCUGCCUUUCUCCGCCACCCUGGAGGUUCUUGGCUUUUGGGCUUUUGGAAGGAUCUUCUGUGACAUCUGGGCUGCUGUGGAUGUCCUCUGCUGCACUGCCUCUAUUAUGAGCCUCUGUAUCAUAUCCAUUGACAGGUAUGUAGGGGUCAAGUACUCUCUGAAAUACCCAACCAUCAUGACUGAGAAGAGGGCUGUGGUCAUCCUCAUCAUGCUGUGGGUCACCUCCAUGGUCAUCUCCAUUGGACCACUCCUGGGAUGGAAGGAGCCUCCACCAGCAGAUGACAGCCAGUGCAACAUCACUCAGGAACCUGGCUAUGCCCUCUUCUCCUCUCUGGGCUCUUUCUACCUGCCCUUGUUGGUCAUUCUCUUCAUGUAUUUCAAAGUCUACAUUGUUGCCAGAAGGACCACCAAGAGUUUAGAGGCUGGGGUCAAGAGGGAAAGGAAUAAGUCCAUGGAAGUUGUCCUCAGGAUCCACUGCAGAAGUAGUGUCAUGGGGGAGUCUACGGCCAGCACCAGAUCCAAGGGACAUACCUUCAGGAGUUCACUCUCUGUAAGACUCAUCAAGUUCUCCCGGGAGAAGAAAGCGGCCAAGACACUGGCUAUAGUGGUGGGGGUAUUUAUUCUGUGCUGGCUGCCCUUCUUCAUUGUGCUGCCUUUAGGGUCAUUUUUUCCCUCACUGAGACCCUCGGAUGCCGUCUUUAAAGUCAUCUUCUGGUUGGGAUACUUUAAUAGCUGCGUCAACCCUAUUAUAUACCCAUGUUCCAGCAAGGAAUUCAAAAGGGCCUUCAUAAGACUGCUGAGAUGCCGCUGCCGGAGGAGGCGGCGCCCCCUGUGGAGGGUCUACGACCAGCAAUGGAGAACUUCCAUGACCAGUUCCAGGAGGGGUUCCGAUGCAGAACACCCUACAGACUUCUCCUCCCUAAACUCCUCAUUUAUUUUCAACCCAGGCGACCACGGGAUCGCCACGAGGAGGAAGACCAUGGAUUUCGCUAACGGUUGGAAACUCAUCUCUCCUUUCCGAAGCUCUUCUUCCCAGCUGAAAGAAAAAGUGAACAGCCUUUCUAAUAAAAUAAGGAACAGCUCGACGAAGAGCAACAUUUCGGCGGCCUACAAGAGCGAGGUGGAGUCCAUCUCCAUGGCCGUCUCCAAUGACUUUACGGAACUAGAGUAUCAAAUGUACGACCUCACAGACUGCUGCGGGCUCCGAGAAACAGAUAUCUAGAUAUAUAUGUGUCUUAUAUUGUCCUGAUUUUAUGGCCAUUUCUUUUUAUGUGAGGGAUGGGGGG